Molecule: messenger RNA, 483 nt
Organism: Paramecium tetraurelia
Lineage: Eukaryota; Ciliophora; Oligohymenophorea; Peniculida; Parameciidae
Exons: 2
Biological process (GO): signal transduction; peptidyl-serine phosphorylation
Cellular component (GO): cAMP-dependent protein kinase complex
Molecular function (GO): ATP binding; cAMP-dependent protein kinase activity
Source: RefSeq, a predicted model, not a curated record
AUGGGUUUAUUAAGCAAGGAAGUAACUCAAUUUUAUGUUGGAACUAUAAUAUUAUGUUUAGAAUACCUCCACUCAAAUGUAAUUGUCCAUAGAGAUCUGAAACCUGAAAAUUUUAUAAUUAAUCCUGAAGAGAGAUUGGUUUUAGCUGAUUUUGGAUUUGCAAAGCAGAUUGGUCAGUCUUAGGGAUAAAGAGCUUUUACACUUAUAGGCACUUCCCAUUACAUGGCUCCUGAGAUCAUUGGAGGUAAGGGUUACUCUUAUAAUGUUGAUUUUGGAAUUUAGAUGUUUGCUUUUAUGAAUUUCAAUGAGGAGUACCAUAUGGCGAAGAAUUAGAUAACCCUUUUGAGAUAUAUGAGUUCAUCCUAAAUAACGAAUUAAUAUUUCCUAGUUUCUUAAAAAAAGAUAAACAAGCUAUAACAUGCAUAGAAUAGUUAUUAUCUAAAUAACCUGAAACUAGAUUAGGAAUAUCAAUUGUGGAUUUGA